Messenger RNA from Gigantopelta aegis, 5923 nucleotides. Its product is annotated as DNA repair protein complementing XP-C cells homolog. Gene Ontology annotation, biological process: mismatch repair; nucleotide-excision repair. The coding region runs from base 540 to 4334 and encodes 1264 amino acids. Gene Ontology annotation, cellular component: nucleotide-excision repair factor 2 complex; nucleus; cytoplasm. The record is from RefSeq and is a predicted model, not a curated record. Gene Ontology annotation, molecular function: single-stranded DNA binding; damaged DNA binding. The transcript is spliced from 22 exons. NCBI's taxonomy places the organism in Eukaryota, Metazoa, Mollusca, Gastropoda, Neomphalida, Peltospiridae.
AAUAAAACCUUAAAUUAACAUACAUGUGCAUCAAUCUGAAUUCAAAUCUUACUGCUACACAGCCUUCAACAUUUUGUGGAUCUAAUGUCAUUUCAUAACUAAAUGAGUCUUUUUACUGUGAAUAGUUUAAUAAUAAUCAUCAAUGCUACUGUCAGUUUUUGCAGCAGUGUUUGGAUUUGUCAAGGAAGAAAUGUUUAUUAAUACAUUUAGAUUGAUGCACAUGUAUGCUAAUUUAAGCUUUUUAAUAGUUUAAACAUGUUCCAAAAAUACAAGUUUGGUCAUGGCUAUUAAGUUGAGUUUCAUUGACUCAAGCUUUGUAGAAUUGUGUUAUAUUCUGGUCUGAAAAUCAGAGUUAACUCCCUUAGUUAUUAAAACCCUUGUGGGUCUAGGUGGCGGGAGAAAGUGAGAAAUAGACAUCUUCUAUCACUUCAUGUUUUGAAUUAUAGAGCAGACAUCUCAGAUCAAUUGGUGUGUUUUAUUAGUAACACAAUGAAACUGUUGUAGAACUGCUGUCCAUUUCAUUGCAAACUGCAGUAACCAUGGCAACCAGUGGAGGUGUUUCUAAGUGCACUGUAGAUGAACAGAAGGUUAAAAAGAACAAAAAUGUCACAUGGUGUAUUCCACAGGGUGACCACGGUUCACAAGAAAGUGAUGAAGAAUUGUCUAUCAGAAAGUUAAAUUCCAAACCAAUUGCCAAAAAGGGUAAAACUGUUGCCAAGAAAAGUAAGGGUAGUAAGGUAAAAGUUACAAAAAGUAAAGUAAAAAAUCCCAGUGUAGCCAAGACGAAAAAGAUUACUGUAAACUCUAAAGAUCUGAAUGCUUGUUUAGUAGUUCAGAAGAUAAUUCCUAAGAUUACGGGUAAAAUUAAAAAGAUAAAAUCUGGUGACAAAGUUGAAGCAGACCGUAGUAAAAAGAAAUGUCCAAUUACGAACAAGAUGAAAGAUUUGAAACAAAAAUUAAAAUCUAGUAUUUGUGACCCCAAAAUUAAAUCAGUCCUGACUGCAAGAAUAGCACUGGGAUCACUAGAAAGCGGGGAGGUACAAGAACAAUGUGAUACCAUGGCAACACACACUAAUCCAGGCACUGCUGAUGGAGAUACUAUUGUGGAAGGUGAUGUUUUGGAUACCAAGGUAAAUUUGCUCAAUGACGUAGCAGACACUGGCUAUCAGGACAUUGGCAUUAUGAGUGAUUCAGAUUCAGAUUUUGAGGAUGUUGAAUCUUCUCAAACUCCAUAUACAGAUCUGAAACCAAACAAACCUCAAGCUGAUUUGAAAUCUGAAAUUUGCUCAAACACAGGGACAAAGAUUAAGGGUAAAGUGAAAGAAAAAGUAAAGAGCUUGAGGAAAAAGGAAACGUUAAAAAAAAAAAAAAAAUGUGAUGCAGUUAAAAGUAAAAAAGUCAUUGUCAAGACAAAAUCCACUAAUCCAGUUAAAAGGCAAAAGUUAGAUGUCAGUGAUGAUUCUUGUCCAGUUAAAAGGAAGAAAACUGAAAUAAAGAACGAAAAUUCCAAAGUGGGUAUAAGGAAAAGGAAAAUUGAUGUUAAAGAAGAAAAUGUUGAACAGGUUAAAAAUAGCAAAAAGAUAUCUGUUGAUAAAGAAAAAUCUAAACCCAAAAAACAGAUUGCUGUGAAAGUAGAAAAAUCUGACCACGUUCAGACAAAAAAAGAAAGCACUGCAAUGAUAAAACAUAAAACAAGUGGUUCAAGAUUAGGAAAACCCCCAAAAAGCCAUUCUAGCAAAGUGGCAGACAAGACAUUUGAUGAAACUGAUGUAACAUCAGUGCUACUCAAAAUGGAAGGCAUUAGUUCUGAGCAGUCAACUUCCUAUUGUGCAGCAUCUAAAGGGGAAGACAACUCUAAUGUCAGUGAGCAGUCAGAAGUUAGUGGAAGUGAAGAUGAAGACUGGGAGGAAGUUGCAGACCAUCAUACAACUUUGAAGUCUCAGAUUCCCGAUGAACCAAUCGAAAUCACUCUUUCUGCUCCAAAAUUCAUGAAGAAGAAGAAAAAGAAAAAGGCGUUUGACUGGAUAGAUUAUGUCCGUCGCCAGAUGAAGCGAUUCCAGAGAGAUUUGCAGUGUGAUGUGCACAAGGUUCAUCUGAUGUGCCUGGUGUCAUGGGGAAUGCGGCAGAAUGCUAUCCUCAAUGUGGACCAGAUCUGUGGACGAGCGCUCUCACUGAUUCCAGACAGUGUUAUCGUGGACCCGCUCACCUGUGACACCCAUGGGCUCAACUCGGUUCUCAACUGGUUCAGGAAGUUUUUCACAAUACACUUGGAGAAUGGGGAGGACGACACGUGUACAUUAAUAAAGGUGGAUGAUUUGGAAAAAUUGAUGCUGGAAAGAAGUGUCAAGUCAGAAAGACUCUUGGUUGCUAUUUGUGUUGUCUUCCUGCGCAUGAUGUCCUUCAACACGAGACUGGUUCUCUUAUUUCACCCCAUACCACUUCAACUUCCUCAGGACACAAAGUCAAAAAAUGAAAAGAAGAAAAUGGAUGAUAAUGAAGAUGAACCAAAAAAGGGCGAAUCCACCCAGCAGAAGAAAUCGUACAGUAUUAAAAAGAAUAAAGAUCCUGACAAUAUGAAAUCUAAAACUAAGAAGACAAAAUCUAAGAAAAACUCAAAACUAGUGAUCAGUGACAAAAAGACACAAAAGAAAACAAAAUGCAAAUAUUUCAAAAAUAAAACAGAUACAGCAAAACAGACUUCAGAACUAAUCCAAUCUAAACCAGUUAGCCAUUCAAAACUGGAUGUUGAUGCAAAGACUGAUUUGUCUGGAAAGGAAUGUAAAACCUUUUCUUCAAAACUUUCAACAAAACUAAAACAGGCUUCUUCAGAAAAUAGUGAUAGUGAUGGUGUGAUGGUAUCGGGUGUGAAACCCACCAGGACCUUGAGACCUAAACCUGCUGACAGGUUGCCAAAACCAGACGAGCAAAGGGCAGAGAACUCUGAUGAAUCGGGUUAUGAAGAUACUUUUAUUUCAAAUGAUGAUGAUAGUGAUUUCUGUGACAGUGAACCACCAACCAAGAGCAAAGGAAAGAAACUUGUGCAGAAAAAAGCACAAGUAAAGAAAAGAAAAUUUCAAGAUUCUGCAGAAGAAAGUUCCAGUAGUGAUUUUGAAGAUGACAGCCGUGUAUCUAGAAGUCCUGUUGGAAACAAAAAGAUAAAAGAAAAAUCACCAAAUAAAGAAAAUAAAAUUUGCGACAGCUGGAUUGAAGUAUACUUGCCUAAAGAAAAGAGAUGGCUCUGUGUUGACUGUGUUAGAAAUGUCUUGGACAAGCCUGAGAGUAUGGAAAAUGCAGUUUCUCAACCAGUGCAAUAUGUGUUUGCAUUUAACACAGACCUGAGUGUGAAGGAUGUGACCUGUCGCUAUGCGUCCGAGUGGAUGACUCAGACACGGAAGUUACGGGUUGAUGCUGAUUGGUUGACCAAGAUGCUGAAACCUUUCAAGAGUUCUGACACUGAGAUGGAGAAUGAGGAUGAUGAAAAUAUGAAAGAUGAUUUGUUGAGAAAACCACUGCCCAAAACAGUUGGAGAAUUCAAGAAUCACCCAUUGUAUGUGCUGAAACGACAUCUUCUCAAGUUUGAAGCUCUGUACCCCAACUCGGCUGUCCCUGUGGGAUACAUUAGAGGAGAACCCAUCUAUGCUCGCGAGUGUGUGCAUACGCUUCAUUCCAGAGAAAACUGGCUGAAGGAAGGUAGAUCUGUGAAGUUAGGUGAAGAGGCCUACAAGAUGGUUAAAUCUCGUAAAUGGAAGGUACCAAAGAUCGACCCUGAUGCUCUUGACUUGGAACUGUUUGGUCCCUGGCAGACCGAAAUAUACGUUCCUCCACCUGUGAUAGAUGGGAAGAUCCCUCGCAAUGCUUAUGGUAACCUUGAACUCUUCCAAGAAUGGAUGCUCCCAGCUGGAACUGUACAAGUGAAAUUGCCUGGUUUGAACAGAAUUGCACGGAAGCUUGGAGUUGACUGUGUCGCUGCAAUGGUUGGAUGGGACACACACAGUGGUUUUUCUCACCCACUGAUGGAUGGUUGGGUUGUGUGUAUAGACCACAGGGAAGCUCUAGAGGUGGCCUGGGAGGAAGAUCAGGAGAUACAACUCAUGAGAGAAGUCGAGAAACGCCACAAGAGAGCACUUGACAACUGGAAACUGUUGACGCGGAGUCUCAUCAUAGGGGACAGACUGAAGAAACAGUUUGAUCUCGAGGCCGCAGAUGUGAAUAUUGAGGUGGUAAAGGAUGGGAAGAAAGCUGACGAUGUGCAGAGUUCCUGGCCAAGAAACCAAGAAAAGAAAAAGAAAAAAUCAAACAAAAAAUCCAGACUUUGUAGUGUGGAGACAAUAUAAUGUUCAUACAAAAUCUUCCAAUAUGGGAAAAACAUAGUAUGACACAUUUGUUCGUGCUGACCGUAUUGCCAGAGAUACAUGCAUGUAGAACAUUUCCUUGUGAAAUCCAAAGGCAUUCAUAUACUUCAUUGUGGAGGACACUUAACAACAGAAACUUGUGUUUAAAACAUUUUCUGUGUGAAAUCCAGAGGCACUUGUGUAACAUUUUAUUGUGGAAAUCACAUAAAAGAAAUAAAAAAACAGAAUAAUUUAUUGUGAGUGUAUUCUAACAUUCUAUUAAAACAAUAUAUUGUGGAAAGCACCUGGCAACAUUUACACAUUUCAUUGUAAAUAUUUUUUGGAGAAUUUCCUACAAAUAAUUUUUUUAACAAUAUAUUCCAUUGUAAAUAAGAACAGCAUUAAUUAUUUUGGUGUAGUGAUGCAACAGUGUAUGAAUAUAAAACAUGCUAAGUCAUUAGCAGCCUUGAUAGCAAACUAUAAAAUAUGAUGAAAACCUUGCAAGGGAAGUAAUUAUGAAAGACUAUAAACAUGUACAUUUUUGUAUCCAAUGUAUUUUAAUUAUUUAUUAAAUAUUUAAUAGAGAUACAGAAAACGUUGUUGAAUUAUGAAAUGUCCCUGGUGAAAAUGGAAUAGACUAUUCAAAAGAAUUGCUCAUUGUGGGGGUCCUUAGGUCCAAUUAUCCUAAAUAAUGCCUGUAGAUGUAUUCUUCACCAUCAAGAUGAUGGAUAGUUUCGUGCACCUUCAUGGCAGCAGUGUAUAUUAAUUUGUACGCCAUCAUGGCCAUUGUAUUACCAGUAUCAUUUCAACUUAUUUUCAUGCUUAUAUCCAAUUGAUGUUCAAGCACGCUGUCCUGGGUACACACCUCAGCUCUGUCCAGGACCGUGGGUUAGUGGUUAGUAAAAAGAGUGGAGGGUGUAAUAGCCUUGCACCUACCCAUUGAGCCCUUGAGAGCUCGCUCUGGGUUGGAGCCAAUACCAGGCUGCGAACUCUGUACCUACCAGCCUGUAGUUCAAUGGCUUAACCACAGCACCACCAAGGCCAGUUACCAGUAUCAAACUUUGUCAUCAAUCCUAAAAGCAGGAUGUUUGGUCUGUAAGCAACUGCAGUAGUUUGUAUUUUAAACUUUUUAGUUUUGAGAAUUGAUUACUUAUAUCUGUGCUACUGGGCUGUAUUUAAGACAGUGGGAAGGAGUGGGGGAUUUUCCCUCUUGCAUCCAGAUCAUCUUUGAACAAUUCUCUUUCGGUUAUAUGGCAAAAAUCAUUAAAGUGGUUGGCGAAAAACGUAAUGUUUUGAAGGAGACAGAAUUUUUGCACUUGCCACUAUCCAGGGUAUGAAACAUCGACAACACGGAGAACAAGCAUGAUCUGUUUUAAUACUCUUGGGUAGCAUUAUACAUAUACAUGUCGUACAUGUCUCUUAUACAAAACAGCAUUACUCAUUAUUAGGCCAGCUUUUCAUUAAUGCGAUUUCAAGUUUAUCCAUAGUGCAUAUAUACAGUACAUUUUUGAUAUACGUGAUUCUGUGUGAAGCCAUUCAGUGUGCUGAACAAUAAGUGGAUCCUUGGACAAUUUUUUUUCAUCUUGUAAUGU